Molecule: messenger RNA, 4552 nt
Organism: Armigeres subalbatus
Lineage: Eukaryota; Metazoa; Arthropoda; Insecta; Diptera; Culicidae
Product: M-phase inducer phosphatase-like
Exons: 4
Coding region: 274-2508 (744 amino acids)
Biological process (GO): protein dephosphorylation; G2/M transition of mitotic cell cycle; positive regulation of G2/M transition of mitotic cell cycle
Cellular component (GO): nucleus; cytoplasm
Molecular function (GO): protein tyrosine phosphatase activity
Source: RefSeq, a predicted model, not a curated record
GUAAUCCUUGAGCGUUGAGCAUCUGAAGCAAACGGUUGCUUUUGUGGAAGUGAUUUUCUAUUAUUUUCCAAUUCGGUGAUUUUCGUGUGUGCCACAUUGCAUUUUUAUUUUGCUACCAGUUUUGAAGCAGAAAAAGUGAUCGUGAAAACAAGUGUUAUGGGGUUUUAAUGAUCGGUAUUACGGCAGUUCGUUUUACACAAAAAUAAAAUCGAUUUUUCUAAACUAACCUCGAAAUACGACGCGACACCUUCGUGUAGCUAGAAAGCAAUAACAAUGUCCACUUCGGUAUCGGAAUCCUCCCGCGCACGUCAGGAACCCUCGGAAACGGGCGCGACCAUCCUGACCAGUCGUUCGGCGGAAAGUUUAAGCUCGUUGGAGUCCGUCGAUUCGGAACCCGGCGAUGUCGGAUCGCCGGCGGUCGCGAGUGUCGAUGCCGCCGCGGUAGUGAGUGUGCCGUUUUUUCGCCUGCAGCGAUGUUCGACGGGGCUGGGUCUGUCUCCUAUGUCGGAGAUUGCUCACAACCUCGAGGAAACUAGUUUGGGCACGCCCAAAAGCAAACGUGCGAUCGGUGGUGGACGCGAACGGUCCUUGGUGCGAGUGAUUUCGUCCGACUUCAAAAGUUUGCUUGAAGCAGGCGAGAGUGGCAGUAGCAGAAGCGGUCACCGUGAGCCGCAGGAGACACUACCGAAUGGCGAUGGCGUCGUCGGUGACGAUGAAAGCAGAAACAUCGACGGCGACGACAACGUCAAUGAUGAAACUGACCAAAGUCGCAUUUCGACCACCUUCUCGUUGAACUCAGCCGGCAGGUCGCCGGCUAGUCGCCUGACAGAGCAGCGGCAACGCAGCGCUCAGCGCAGACUGCACAUUGCGCCAUUGCGCAUGGACAACAAAUUCCUGGGAUCACCCGGCAAGGAAAAUCUACCGACCGAGGAAGAGCUGUCGUUCUACCAUGGCAACAGUCCACAGCCCAGCCCUCGGCCGUGCAGUCCCUGCGACUGCCCGGAGGACACCGCCGAGCUGCUCCCAUCGGAAAUCACCCCCAACAAGCAAACCAUCAUCAACCCUGCCAUGCUGGAAGAUGCCGACAUUGGAAGUGCCAACCGGCUAAGACGACCCCUGGAAGACUAUGACCCCAACUCGAUGGACUCUGGCUAUGGCGCGAGCGUAUCCAGCGAUGGCCACAAAAGCCAAUCGCUGUUCCGCUUCAUUCAACCUUCCGCUCCCCGCCAGAACACGACCGCCGUUUCGCCAGCUGCCAACUCGAUGCGGAUUUUCCACAGCCUCUCCUCUGGCUCGAUGGAAUCCAUGGACGACAUCGACAUGGAGCUGUUCGAGAUGGACACCCUGGACGACAAUGCCCAACUGCCCAGCAACCUCAACUCGCUGAUAUGUGGGGACAUUAAAGCUACGAAGACCACUCCGGAAACCAAGCGACCAUUCUUCCGCCGUUGUCUGAGUCUUUCCGAAAAUCCGAUUGCUCAGCGCGCCAAGUCCAACCUCAUCUUCGGAUCCCCCAUUGCCAACAGCUAUCAAUCCCCUGCCAAAACCCCGGAACGUCUCCGAGCCACCCAUGACAAGGAGAACCUCAACAUCACUCCAUUCUCUUCCCGGCCUGAUGCGAAUCGGUGUUUCAAACGCCCGGAACCUCCAGGAAUCAGCCCGAUUCAAAGCAAACGCCCCAAAACUGAAGUCCUCACCCCUGUCAGCUCAAUGCGUACCGUAGAACCAUCUCCACGUGACAGCCCCUCCUUAUUGACUAUUCCGAAGCGACCGAUCCUACAAAAGUCGAUGUCCAUGAACGAUGCCCACAUCAUGAGCGCCCUCUCGCGGUCUUCCUCGGAACCGGACCUGAUCGGCGAUUUCAGCAAAUCGUACAUCCUGCCCCUAACCGAGGGUCGUCAUCGGGACCUGAAAUCGAUCACUCCGACAAUCAUGGCAGAGCUGAUGCGAGGCACUUUCGACCAUCAGGUCGCUUCAUUCAAAAUAAUCGACUGCCGGUAUCCGUACGAGUUCGAGGGAGGCCACAUCCGCAAUGCCAAGAACCUCUACACCCAGGAGCAGAUCCUGGAAGAACUGAUCAAAAGCAAGACUGAACCGCCGAAGGUGGUGGACUGCUCCAAUGCGCCCAAGCGCCACAUCAUCGUGUUCCACUGCGAGUUCUCCUCCGAGCGGGGACCUAAGCUAUCCCGCUUCCUGCGCAAUCACGACCGAAUCCUCAACUCGGACAGCUACCCGGCGUUGCACUAUCCGGAGAUCUACCUGCUGCACGGUGGCUACAAAGACUUUUUCGCCCUGCACCCGGACCUGUGCGACCCGAUUGCCUACCGGCCGAUGCUGGACCCGCUGUUCGGUGAUGCGUAUCGGCACUUCCGGUCCAAGAGCCGCAGCUGGAACGGCGGUGACGUCGUGCGGGGGUCCGCCAUGCCCGGUACCGGCCCGAGUGGGUCCGGCGGAACGGGUAGCGGCGGAACUCGACUCGUCAAGUCCCGCUCGAGGUUAGUACUGUGAGAGGCGUGAGACUGAAUUCCGGAAGCCCCCCACCCCAAAGGUGUCGAGUUUCUUUUGUUGUAUUUUGUGUAGGGAAGUUGGUAAAAGUGACGUUUUUAUUGUUUUUUUUUCUUGAUUUUAUUUUUUUAAGUAUUUUUCGAAGAGAUUAGACAUUUUUCAGUUUCUUUUAUGAAAACUUUUUUUCCAUAGUUUCUUUUGUAAGACAUAUUAGUUUGUUUAACAGCUUCUCUUUGGCAAUAUAGAACGUUUUGGUGAGCGUCAUCUACGGGAAAGACAGAAUGAGAUGUAAAUUAUCUGCGAACAAAUUAUCGAAAGUUUUAUUUUCACCCUACUUCACGUGUUCAAUAGUUUUUUGUUUGUUAUCCACAUAUUUUAUCUGUGAUUUAGACUUCUUUUUUAUGAAUUUGAUUUUUACAAGAAUUUUUAUGAUACUUUAUUAUCUGAACAUACGAAGGGAAAAAUAAGAGACGGGAGCUACACUGAAACAAAAUUGCAAAUCUCUAGAAACAAAAAUAUUAAAACUACAAAUUAGUCAACAUUUUAGCAGAAAACUUUUCGAACAAAAUUUGUAUACAAAUUUAUUUUCAAUUUAGGAGAAAUAUAAUCAAUAGAUAGUAUCGAGGGAGGCAGUCCAUACACUGAUCUAAAAAUGCAGAUACGUUUAGUUGUUGCACUGGAAGAAGCAGAUAUGAAAAUACUUCUUGUAAAACCUAUCCACGUUCUAGAGAUAAUUGUAGAAAAAAUCACAAAAGCAACCAGUAAGUGCAAAAAACUCCCCGUUUCAUUAAAACCGAAUUGUACAUUUCAAAACAACGCGAGUAUCGAGACAACGCAAGCCCAAUGAACUAUCGUUAAGCCUCUAUAAGACACUCCUUUAUUUCUGUAAGAUUGGAGAGAUCCCACUGUUCUAAAUUCAUCCUAGAUUCUAUCGUCUAAACCGACUUUUAACCCAAGGUGAAAAGUGCAAAUUAGCUCUAAGGUAUGUUACGUAAAAAAUCGACCUUUUUUGUUGUAGAGAACUGAAGUACGAUGGGUGUCUGUCUCCGCUUAGAUUCUCUUGUUGUUGAUGCAAAUUUAGCUGCCUUCACGAGGCCCACCGUACUCUUUGUCAGAAUGAUAACCGGAAUACAUCGUUCGUAUUCCGUUUUGCUUCGUGAAUGUCGCUAAUAAGACAUCGAAAAACGCACAAAAAAUCGCCAGAGGAAACUAAACGUAGACAGAUUUUCAUUUGUGCCUUACUGGGUCCAAUUCGAAUAUUUUAGCGAGAAAAUUGUGUGUUUGGGUGUGAGCAACGGAAAAAAGCGACCCGCGAAGCCUACUUUGACCCGCUAUCCACCAGACUGUCAAAUUAUCCUUGCAUUCGAAAAUGAACUAAUUAUCAUCAGCGUCUAAAAGACCCCUGUCCAAGACAAAUCAAACAGUUAUCAAACAGAACGAAGCGGGCUUCGAUUGGUCGUUUAGCGAUUUAGGUAUUUUCCAUAAUGUGUGCAGUUUGUUUUAGAACUACAAGAAAAAAAACUUUGAAAAAUUGAAAUUCAUAAAAAUUGAUUCGGACUGACUUUGGAUCCUGUAUAAAGAAAACAUAUAGAUUAAUAUAUAUUUAAACAAAAAAGAUGCAAGUUGAUUGAAAAGUUCUUUUCUACGACAUAGAAAAAGAAAAUAUAAGUGCAAAAAUAGCUUGAUACCCUUAUUAGUUUGUAAGUGAAAUCGAGAGAAUAAGACGUAGUUAAAAGGAAAAAAAUGCAUAAAAUUUGACUAAAAAGCAGGAUUGCAAUGUAUAAAUAAAUAAUAUUUUCGUAUUUCGGAUAGUUUCGGUUUAGAUUGUAGCAGUCUCUGCGAAAGCAGAGAUCAGAUUUUAAUUUAUAUCAUAUUGUAUAGUAGAAGAACUGAGCUAAGACUGUACAUAUUUCGCGUUUCUUUUCUAUGAAAAAGAGUUUAGCACAAGUGCACAAACAACGUCACGACGCAGUUAACAUACAUUGUUCCGCUGUAAGUGGCUGAGUCUUUGGACUGAAAAUAAAGUAAAAAUUAUUUCGAAAAUUUA